AUGAGUGACAAGGGCUAUGGGACAUUCUUUACUAAGGAAACUUGUAAGAUUGUUGGGCCAAAAGUGGUUAAAAAGAUUGAGGAAAUCAUAGCCGGGAGCAAAACACAGGUUGUUUCUCAAAGGAGUGGCAAUGUGUAUGUGGUUGAUAUGUUGAAGGAUAAUCCAAUGUCUGAAGCCUGUUUGUUCUCAGCUGCCUCUACUAAAGAGACAAAACUAUGGCAUAGAAGACUUAGUCACACAAAUCAUAAAACUAUCACCACACUCUCAAAACAAGGCCUUGUAAGAGGCCUUCCACCAAAACUUUUCACCUGUGAUGAACAUUGUGUUUCAUGUUUAAAAGGUAAACAACACAAGAGUUCAUUCAAUUCCAUUGAUGAGUUCAAAACUAGUCAAUGUUUACAAUUGGUGCACAUGGACAUGUUUGGCCCUGUAAAAUCAUGA
Messenger RNA from Helianthus annuus (common sunflower), 441 nucleotides. RefSeq lists its product as uncharacterized. The transcript has a single exon. NCBI's taxonomy places the organism in Eukaryota, Viridiplantae, Streptophyta, Magnoliopsida, Asterales, Asteraceae. The record is from RefSeq and is a predicted model, not a curated record. Bases 1 to 441 code for a protein of 146 amino acids.